GAUAUUGAGGAAAAUAUUGAACAAAAUUUAGAAAAUGAGGAAUUGGAUGAUUAUAAAUUGAAAGAGAAUGAAUUAGAAGAGAAUAAAUCAAAGAAAAAUAAAUCAGAAAAGAAUGAAUUAAAAGAGGAUGAAUCAGAGAAGAAUGAAUCAGAGAAGGAUGAAUUAGAGCAGGAUGAAUCAGAAAAAGAUAGAUUAGAGGAUAACUUAGAGGAGAAUGAAUUAGAGGAGGAUAAAUUAGAUAAGGAUGAAUUAUAG
Racocetra fulgida is the source of this 255-nucleotide messenger RNA. The record is from the annotation of a GenBank genome assembly. NCBI's taxonomy places the organism in Eukaryota, Fungi, Glomeromycota, Glomeromycetes, Diversisporales, Gigasporaceae.